This is a messenger RNA of Anguilla rostrata (American eel), 5931 nucleotides long. RefSeq names its product multifunctional ROCO family signaling regulator 1 (gene mfhas1). The coding region runs from base 362 to 3415 and encodes 1017 amino acids. Gene Ontology annotation, molecular function: protein binding. NCBI's taxonomy places the organism in Eukaryota, Metazoa, Chordata, Actinopteri, Anguilliformes, Anguillidae. The record is from RefSeq and is a predicted model, not a curated record. The transcript has 4 exons.
CGGGAAGGUGGGAUCAGGAUUCUGACGCAGUGUUUUCGAGGCGUCGCUGCAGCCUCACACUCAGAGAGGAGACCUACAACUGCAGUCUGCGAACACAGGCGGAGGCACGCACUGAGGCGGGGUGGUGCGCGGAAUGUGUGUUGUUUGACUCGAAUCAAUCAGAUCUAAAUUAGAUAGUGUUGAUGUCGUGGUACCGGAGGACCCGCUGGCGGUGCCAGGCAACCCGCUUUGCUUUCAGACCGGACCGUUUGGACUUAUAAAAUCGACCCAUUAAUUGCGUGUUGACUUUGUGACGGCUAUGGUGCGGAUCGCGCGAAUUGGCGAGCCAAGGAAGCAGAGCACCAUGCUGCCAGGAUAAUAGAUGCUUUCCCUCAAUGAAAAGGAGGAGGUGGGGUCUCUCUGCGAAACCAUGGCUGGAAGGGACAGCAAUCUGAAAACAGCCAGGUUGUGGAGGGACGCGGCCGUACGCUCCAGGAAGCUGCGCAGUAACCUGCGGCAGCUCACCCUGAGCGCCAAAAACUGCCAGAAGAUCACUCUCCCCGAGAACAUCAGGGAGAUCGAGGUCCUCAACCUGGGCAACAAUUCCCUCCAAGAGCUGCCAGAGGGGCUGGGCGCCGCCCUCACCAACCUGCGCAUCCUCGUCCUCCGCCGGAACAAGUUCCCCGCCGUGCCCUCAGCCGUGUUCGAGCUGGGCCAGCUGACGGAGCUCGACCUCAGCCACAACUGCCUGGGCUACUUCUCCGAGGACAUAGGCCUCCUGAGGGGGCUGAAGAAGCUGUGUCUCAGCCACAACAAGAUCCAGUACCUGCCGUCGCAGAUUGGCACGCUGCAGGGCCUGGAGGAGCUGGACAUCAGCUUCAACGAGCUGCGGGACUUCCCCAGGUCCUUCUCCCAGCUCAGCAGGCUGCGCACGCUGGACGUGGACCACAACAAGCUGGACUACUUCCCCCUGGAGAUGCUGGCGCUUGGCGACCUUGAGGAGCUAGACUGUUCCGGAAACAGAUUCGAGGUUCUGCCGAGCGACAUCCGGAAGCUGCGGUCCAUUAAGAUCCUGUGGUUGAGCGGCACGCUGAUCUCCUCGCUGCCCGACUCCUUCUGUGACCUCAGCAACCUGGAGAGCCUGAUGCUGGAUAGUAACAACCUGACAGCCCUGCCACCGUCCUUCGGCAAGAUGCAGAGGCUGAAGAUGCUCAACCUCUCCUCCAACGCCUUUGCGGAAUUCCCCCUCGUCAUCUUCCAGAUUGCGGGCCUGGAAGAGCUGUAUCUGAGCAGGAAUAAACUUACGCUGGUCCCGGAGCAGAUCGGCCAGCUGUGUAAGCUUGCUAAUUUAUGGCUGGACAAUAACAGAAUUACAUAUCUGCCUGACUCGAUUGUAGAAUUGGAGAAGCUGGAGGAGCUUGUUUUACAGGGUAACCAAAUUGCGAUACUUCCUGACAACUUUGGAAAGCUGGCCAGAGUUAACAUCUGGAAAGUAAAGGACAACCCCCUCAUACAGCCUCCGUAUGAGGUUUGCAUGAAAGGCAUCCCGUACAUAGCUGCCUAUCAGAAAGAGCUGGCGCAUUCGCAGCCGGCUGUGAAGCCCCGGCUAAAACUGGUGCUGAUGGGACAGAAGAAUGCCGGGAAAACCGGGCUGAGGCGGUGCGUCGUCGGAAAACCGCAGGACACCCAGGUCCCCCUUGGGAAUCAGGGGAUCGAUGUGACUAACUGGGUAGCAGACGCCGACCGGAGUCUGACGUUUACUGUCUACGAUCUCUCUGGGAGGCCGAACUUUGACCUAAUAAAGCCCUUCUUCCUGUCCCCCGGGGCCCUGUACAUCCUGGUGGUGAACUUAAAGACGUACACGCCAAAAACAUUUUACGCCCACGUCGGGUAUUUCCUCCACCUCCUGGGCGCCAAGGUGCCCCACGCGGUGGUGUGCCUCGUGGGCACGCACGCCGACCUGUGCGAGGAGGCGGAGGUGGAGGAGAAGAGCCUGGACAUCCACCGGCAGAUCGCUCUGCAGGAGCGGAGGGACAGGGAGGCCCUGCAGGCCGUGGCCGGCCAGGUGGACCAGGCGCUGGAACAGGGCUACGACGUCCGCGCCGCCAGCCCGCACGUCCUCUUCUACGGCGUCUCCGACAAGAACCUGCGGCGCAGGAAGUCACAGCUGCAGUACCUGCUCAACCACCGGCUGCAGAUCCUGUCGCCGGUGCUCUGCGUCAGCUGCGUGGGGGCCUGCCGGAACGUCCGGCGGCUGAGGGAGAAGCUGACGUCGGUGGCCGACCACCGGGAGAUAUUCCCCAACCUGCACCGCGUGCUGCCCCGGUCCUGGCAGGCGCUGGAGGAGCUGCACUUUAAGCCCCGGGAGCUGUGGCUCUCCUGGUGGGACUCGGCCCGGCUGGGGCUGCAGGCGGGCCUGACGGAGGACCGGCUCCAGAGCGCCCUGUCCUACCUGCACGAGAGCGGCAAGCUGCUCUACUUCGAGGACAGCCCCACCCUCAAGGAGUACGUCUUCCACAACCUGCCGCGCUUCAUCGCCAUCCUCAACGUCUUCUUCCAGAGGGACUCGGCGGCGCUGCUGGAGAAGCUGCAGGGGGCCGGCGCCGGCGCUGGUGGCGGUGGCGGUGGUGGGGGGGACAAGGCCAGGGCCAGCCAGCUCCAGCACCACGUGGAGGGCUUCCUGCUCCACGGCCUGCUCCCCUCCCACGUCAUCCGCCUCCUCCUCAGCCCCCUCAUCCAGACUCAGCAGGACCUGCACCUCAUCCUGGAGCUGCUGGAGAAGAUGGGCGUCUGCUACUGCGUCAACAGGCCGCGGGGGAAGCCCCUCAACGGCGCCACCCUCUGGUACAAGUUCCCCAGCUACGUCAGCAACGAAGAGCCGCACGCCGAGGCCUGGGUGAACGGCGGCUCGGCGCUGACGGGGCAGCUGUUCUCCGUGGAGCAGCUGCAGAUCGAGUACUGCUUCCCUUUCCUGUUCCCCCCCGGCCUGUUCGCCCGCUACAGCGUGCAGAUCAACAGCCACGUGGUGCAGCGCGCCGACGGGAAGCACCAGAUCUUCGCCUACCGGGGCAAGGUGCCGGUGGUGGUCAGCUACCGGCCGUCCCGGAGCAGGCUGCAGGCCGAGACCCUGUCCAUCGCUAGCCACGCCUCUUUGCCAAAUAUCUGGACUGCUUGGCAAGCCAUAACGCCCCUGGUGGAGGAGCUGAACGUGCUCCUGCAGGAGUGGCCAGGGCUCCAUUAUUCUGUACACGUCCUGUGCUCCAAGUGCCUGAAGAGAGGGUCGCCCAACCCCCACACCUUUCCAGGUGAGCUCCUCAGCCAGCCCCGGCCAGAGGGAAUGACCGAGAUCAUCUGCCCAAAGAACGGCUCGGAGCGGGUCAACGUAGCCCUGGUGUACCCUCCCACCCCCACUGUGGUCAGCCCCUGCCUAAAAUGAGACCCCACGCCCCACACCACAGUGCCCUGGCCCCACCCAGCCCUGCCCACCACUCAGCACGCCCCCACACCACCUCUGUCCACUUCUGCCUCAUCACCCAGUCUCUGCACAGCGCCCCCUGCUGGCUUGCCUUCCCUCAUGAGGGCAGAGUCAGACAGCCUGAGCAGAUGGGUUCACCUGGCUCGGCUGCUUGUUUAAACUGUCGCAGGAAACAGCAGCUUUGGAAACCUGUUGGGUCCAGAAGCAGUUAACACAGUGUGAUGCUGGCCAGGACUUUCACAGACACUCACAUAUUUUACCCCGCAGUCACCCCCUCGCCGUCUGCUUCCGUCCUCCAGCGCAAUGUCCGUCCGUCCGUCCAUCCAAUCCGUCCACCCUCCGGGGGUGAAGGAAGAAGUGGAGAAGGGGAGGGGAGGAAUGAGCAGGUCCAGGCCUGUAUUUCCAGCCAGGAUGAGCCAAAAAUGCACUGAAUAAAAUUCAAAAGCAAAACGCCUCCCAUAUAAAUGUAUCUAUGGAUUGCGAUCAAUUCAAUUCAAUUUAACUUUAUUUCAGACACAUAGGUCCAUAUCAGUAAGAAAAAUAAUAAAAUAAAAGUUAUACCACAUAAAAAAGACGGAAACAUAUAAUACAUACAAAAUACAUAAAUGAAAAUGCAUAUUUCAAAUGGAUGUUAAGCACUCUUCAGAUACAUUUGAAAUGCUGCCCAUCCCCGGUUUCCAGUUCCAUGGCCUUUCAGGUGUGGGAGAAUGUUAGGGGUGAGGGCCUUCUUUAUUACCCACAAUGCUGCUGGGCUACUGGGCCUGUCCGAAUGAGAGCAAGUGGCUAGGGGCAGGGAGUAAGAGGGGGGUGGGGGAUGGGGGGGCAUGACAUGGGGUGUAAACUAAUCAGGCAGCAGCAAUGGAACUGUCACCCAGGCAACAUGGGCCUUGUCUCAGCAGUGCAACAUGGACGUGGGGCUCCAGGGGUCAAAGUGCAUGGGGUCACUGGCCUGACCCAUAGUAGAGCCCAAAGGUCAGCGCCAUCAGGAAUCUGCAUGGGCAUCUAAUGCCGGCGUCGGGCCUUGGUCUGAUUUAUGGGUUCAUUUAAGGGGUGGAAGAGUUCCACAGAUAUGCGGAUUUCUGUGUUUCAGAGCCAACUGGUUUUGAGAUUAUAUGACCAUGCACAAUAAAAGAAGAACCUAUUUGACUGACCACCCACCCAGCCAAUACGAGUUUUAAUAAGCACUUACCUUGUGUGGAGGGUAAAAUUUUGUGUGCCCCCCAAAAAUUAAAAACUUGCACAAAUCUUGUAGUCAGUACCAGUAAGCUCUGAAACAUGGAAGCAGGCACAUUGGCGGGACUCUGAUCCCAGCUCCCCACACUUCUUGACACGCAAAGCACUUGCAGUUUUUCUCAGGAGUUUCUGGGAGUUGGCACUGUAAAUCACACACCUCUGAAAUCCAGCCUGGGGGGUGGGGGGCGGAGCUGUACCUAGGUAAGGAGCUGCCACUCUUCUUAUACCCCCCGGAAUUGUUGACGAUUGCCCAAGAAACCAGGUCAGGUGAUUUCACCUCUGUUGGCAACUUCUUGAAUGGGCCAAUGGAGUGCUGAGUGAUAAUGGACAUCAGCACCACCCUGCAGCUCAACUGUGGACAAAAGGAAAAGUCUUCUUGGAUCUGCUAAAGCUAAUGUUUCCGUCACUUACUGAAUACAUGGGAUGUGGUAACCCAAAUUGCAGGUUACAAUCUAGUGCUACAUCAGCCCAAAAAAAAAACUGGGAUUCUACAGAGUGUUGAAAGGAUUUGUGCAUAUAGUAUAUCAUGAUUCCUUUGCAUGUGCCAUUUUUGCUUUGCGUGUCAAGAAACCGAGGGGCUGGCUAAAGGGGCAAAGUUAAUACUUUUCUGAAAUGGAGCAAGAGGCAUAUAAGCCAAGUGACCGUGCCACAUUUGAAAUGUGAAUUUUUGCUGUGUAGUGUAGCCAAUCUCUGACCAAACUUUAGAAAGCAUUCUGUGUGAAGUGUGUGAUCUGUUUCUCAUCCCAAGGGGAAAGCUCAAUGGCUGGUCUUAAAGGUCAUCCAAAAAUGUAUCUCGGGGGUGCAAAAUGGACAGAAAGAAGACUGGGAAGAAUCAUGAAAAGAGGGAGAAAACAACUUUUUGGACAUUUUGUUUCGGACAUUUUUCUCCCCACGGCGUUCUUCAACCGGUCACUUGUGCGUUUUGCCACCUCCUUCGUUUUCAUCGUCCGGAGAUGUGGACGUCUUAAUGUAAUUAAAAAAUAGAUACCACGAAACAUAUGUAAAAUGUUUAAGAAAAACACAGUUGAUACACUUUUUGUAUAUAAUAUCUUUAUUUUUGUAAAAGGACUCGAGUAGUCGUCAGCCUCGUUCAGCAUUAUUUACAGUGCAAUGUUCAGCAUGGGCUCUAAUCAGGGAGAGAACGUGCAGAGCUGUAUGUACGUAUAGCUGCUCAAACCAUCUCGCAUCGUGAUCAUGAAAAGCACCAAAUCCUAAUAAACCGGUAUAUGACUUUCAGUACUCUC